AUGGCGAUUCAGUACGUACACAACUUCUUCCGCCGAGACCCAAGCCGUCCAUCCAAAGACAAAAAGAUCAACCGCUUUGUCGAAAAGUCACAAGGGCAGUACCAAGCCAAGUUUCUGGAUGAAGAGAAGCAGUUCCUUCGCAUCACUCGGGCUUUUGUGGAGAGCAACAGCGUGGAGGACACGAUUGAAGACGUCUUCAAGGCGAUGAAGAGAAGGGGACUCAAGAAAUACUGGCAGCGGAAGCUCACUGUGACUGGUUGCAAUGCCGAUUAUGUUGCGGUUGACGUUGCGGACCUGGAGGUUUGA
Fusarium subglutinans is the source of this 306-nucleotide messenger RNA. RefSeq lists its product as uncharacterized. The coding region runs from base 1 to 306 and encodes 101 amino acids. Lineage: Eukaryota; Fungi; Ascomycota; Sordariomycetes; Hypocreales; Nectriaceae. The transcript has a single exon. The record is from RefSeq and is a predicted model, not a curated record.